Messenger RNA from Schizosaccharomyces octosporus yFS286, 2106 nucleotides. RefSeq names its product membrane transporter. Gene Ontology annotation, molecular function: transmembrane transporter activity. The record is from RefSeq and is a predicted model, not a curated record. The coding region runs from base 316 to 1677 and encodes 453 amino acids. NCBI's taxonomy places the organism in Eukaryota, Fungi, Ascomycota, Schizosaccharomycetes, Schizosaccharomycetales, Schizosaccharomycetaceae. The transcript has a single exon. Gene Ontology annotation, biological process: transmembrane transport.
GACAUUGCUACCUUUGCUAAAAAUAGGAUCCAUAGCACUUCCAACCAGAGCAAAGCUAUUGUAAAGAAAAAAGCAAUCUAACGUCCUUGUUUUGGAAUUAUUUUGAUAUUGUUUGCGAUUUUACCCUCUCUUAAAAUUGCGCAUAGGUUUUUGUGAGGUUUUUGGUGAAUUCUUUAUCGAUUGGACUAAAAUUUUGGAACAUUACCCCGUUGCUUUAACGGUUUAAAUUGGUAUAAAAUAAAGCUCAAGCGUCUAUUGAAAACGUAGUCUGUUCGAUUAGGUUGGUAAUAAAAAUAGAGUGAGUUAGGAAAGACAAUGGACUUCUUCAAACUCAGCGUGAAACGAAGAAGUAGUUUGCCUUUUAUUAUUGGAACAAUUGCAAUUGCUUUAUUUACGGAUCUUUUCCUCUAUGGUGUCAUUACUCCUAUCCUUCCCUUUUCUCUGGUAGAUCGAGUCGGCGUUCCUCCAGAAAGAGUUCAGACUGUCAUCAGUACAUUGCUUUCUGUUUAUGCUGUUGCAAAUAUUACAGCAAGCUCUCCCAUCGGGUACCUUGCUGAUAAGUUUUUAACAAGGAAAAUGCCUAUGCUAAUUGGGCUCUUGUUUCUGACAUCUGCAACAGGUCUACUCACAAUAGGUACGAACGUUCCUAUGCUGAUUAUAGCACGCAUUCUUCAAGGAUUAUCUGCGGCAGUCGUUUGGACAGUGGGCUUGGCUUUGUUGGUCGAUGUGGUUGGACCAGAGCACGUUGGAUCAACGAUGGGUGGUAUCUUUGGAUUUAUUUCUCUUGGUGAAAUUAUCGCCCCUGUCUUUGGAGGGAUUGUAUACGAGUCUAUGGGUUACUAUGCCUCCUUCGGUAUGUGCUUUAUUAUUUUAUUUAUCGAUAUUGUCCUUCGGGUUCUUAUGAUUGAGCCAAGAGAAGCAAAGAAACUUUUACCUGAUGACCCUGAAAGCCAACCAAUCUUACGUCCUAGAGAUGAUCCAUUAACAUCUAACAGCGUUUCCUCAAAUCCAAUCAUGAAAAUUUUUUGUUUACCUAUUUAUAAACUUAUAUCUCACCGUCAACUUAUUGGUCCUUUUUUCACAAGUUUUGUAAAUUCAUCUUUGUUUGCUUCUUUUGAUGCUACAGUUCCCUUGGAGCUGCAGAAGAUUUUUGGCUUCAAUUCUCUCCAAUGUGGUUUAAUGUUUGGUGUUUUAAGUACUCCAUACUUUUUCUGCGGAGCUUGGGCCGGUGCUAUGGUAGACCGUAAAGGCUCUCGCACCAUCGGUACGUAUGCCUACGCUGUCCUAGGCUCUACUUUACUUCUUUUGUGUGUGCCUAGAUCAUACUCGACUUUUAACGUAUACAUGUUUGGUAUUUUCUUGGCUUUAAAUGGGGUUGUCUUGUCUUUCACAUCCUCCCCUGGAUUUGUCCAGUCCUCCCGCUAUGUUGCAGAAUACGAACUGGAACACCCUACUUUCUUUGGGCAUAAUGGCCCCUACACACAGCUCUUUAGUGCUUACAACAUUGUUUACUCGCUUGGUAUGUUUAGCGGUCCCGUGCUCGCUGGAUUUCUUCGAGAUCGCUUUGGGUUUGUUGCUUCAACUACGUCCAUGUCGGUGCUAUGUUUCAGUGCUAGCCUUGUAGCAUGGUAUUGCUUUAGCGAUCGUGAUGAAACAGAAGAAUCCGUUCAAUCUUAAGUUUGAAAAUGAUUCUGUUCUUUUCAUUAUGUAAGGUGAGAAUUUUUUGAUUGUCGAAAGGAAAAAUCUAUAACACACUGACUUUAGUGCUUUCAAAAAUUUGUUAAUUAUAAAAACGUUGAAUACUGGCUUCCCUUGAAAAGUUAUACUCAUUUAUUUAUUUAUUAUACUGCUUGCUUGGGUUUAUAAUUGCUGUAAUUGAACGAUUUUACGGUGCUGAAAAAUAAGGGUCGGUCUCACUAUAUCCGCCUAUUUGGUUUUAAUGUGUGUUGUGUGUUACAAUUAGUAAGUAUUGGAACUUUGAUGUGACACAAGACCAUUUAUUUGUGAAGUUGUAUCACAGAAAAACUAUAACUGGUUUUUAUAAGAGGUUGUAAAGCGCUUAUAUUCCGUUGCAGGUACAUAAUGUAAUUAAUUUUAGAUAUUUAU